AAUUUCUUGGUUUAUUUUUGCAUUUCAGGUAGCAGCAUUGAUUCUAGAAAACACUUUCACAUCUAUUCUGGACAUGGCUGGAGUUCUGUUGCCUUUCCUGAAGUGGUUUAUUGGAGGCCCUGGGUCGAAAGGUCCUAAAAUUCUGAAUUUUCUCGUUCGCUCUCCAUGGAGUACCAUUGCCAUUGUUGGCCAGAUUGAGCAGCCAAUUCUUUUUCUGUCUGGAUUACAAGACGAGAUGGAAAUUAUUUUUGGCAAUUAUGCUUCUUGAAGAUGCAUGAUGUUGUUCUAAUUUGAAUUGUAAAACUGUUUUUAAAAGAGACUUGGUUAGCUUUUUACCUGUGCGGGUAUUCAAAUGCAUACCAUCUCAAUAGAACUCGAGAAGAAGCUAUGGAAAGCUUCUUUGUUUUUCCUCUUCUGCAAUUAUGCUUCUUAGAGAUGCACGUAAUAUUAUUUUUGUUAAUGUACUGUUGUUAAAAGUCAAAAAGUGAAUGAGUAGCUGACUUGUUUUUAGUGAUGAGUGCUUGCUUAGUGCUUUGUUUCUAUGUUAUAUGAUUGACGGUAUGCCUUUCAGAGAAGGAGAAUCUUUGCUUGUAUGGAUUCCCCAAUGAACAGUGGGAAGUUAAUUUACCUGCUGAGGAAGUACCACCAGAGCUGCCAGAGCCAGCAUUGGGCAUUAACUUUGCAAGAGAUGGGAUGCAGGAAAAGGACUGGUUGUCUCUUGUUGCUGUUCACAGCGAUGCAUGGUUACUAUCAGUGGCCUUCUAUUUUGGUGCUAGGUUUGGUUUUGAUAAAGCCGACAGGUAUACAUUUUCCCUCACUUGUUGCAUUGUCAUGGAGCCGCAUCUUCUUUUGUUUGUAUGAUAUGCAGGAGAUAUGCUGUAUAUUCUAUAUGCAAUACAUUUUGUUGUAGAUUGUCGAGGCAAAAGGGGUGGGUGAAGGUGAAGCUUCUCUAUAGAUCUUACAUCCAGAACCUGGAUACACAAUAGGCUUUGUUGUGGAUCUGUGGUAAAUAUGAUGGGUGAAGCUAUUCAAAAAAUUACAUUUACAACAUACCAAUCUAGGGAAAAAGAAUUAAAAAAAAAAAAAUGAAGAAAUGGGCAUGUGAUAAAAGUUUUGGAGUUGAUAUCUCUUCCUCAAGUUUCAUCUUGUGUAAUCAUUUCAGGUGGAACAAAUGUAUUAGCAUUUCUAUGGUUAUGAAAUUGAUGGGGCCUGGCAUCAAUGCUGUAUUUAUUACUUUAUGCUAGAGGAAAUAGGAACUUGCAAUUUCAUACUUGGUAUGACGCUUGUAUAUGGGCAUUGAUAUCUAGAUAUCGAAUGAAAUAUAGUAAAUGUGUUGUCUUGAAUUUUUAAAGACUGGAAAAACUGAAGAACUCAUGGAAUUUUCAUUGAUGAUAGGGGCUGAUGAAGUCUGUCACUUUUGAUUUAUUAGUGUGCACUUAUUACUGUCUAAUUUAUGGGGGUUGAAAACCUUUUAUUGCGUUGCAUGUAAUUUCGUUGCAGGAAACGCCUGCCCACCUCCGCCUCACCUACGAGGAUGUUUGGCUCCGAUCCUCUGAUGGGGUCAACCUCCAUGCCUGGUUCAUCAAGCUCUUGCCCGAUUGCCGAGGUCAC
This is a messenger RNA of Rubroshorea leprosula, 1611 nucleotides long. Lineage: Eukaryota; Viridiplantae; Streptophyta; Magnoliopsida; Malvales; Dipterocarpaceae. The record is from the annotation of a GenBank genome assembly.